CUUCUCUUACAUUCUCUUCUUGUCACUCUGCCUGUGUACUUUCCAUCCACCACACAACAUGCCCAACAACAGCGUGUUCUGCCGUCUGAUAAAAGAAACUGGAAGAUUUCUGUGGACCUACCGUAACUACUUGAUCAUCUUCAUCACCCCUCUCGUCUUCCUCCCCCUGCCAGUCAUCAUCCCUACCUCGGAAGCAAAAUGUGGCUACAUCAUCAUUGUGAUGGCCCUGUAUUGGUGUACGGAGUGCAUGCCACUGGCUGCCACUGCACUGCUGCCAGUCAUCCUCUUCCCACUGCUGGGCAUCAUGGAGUCUGGAAAGGUGUGUGUGCUGUACCUGAAGGACUCUAACAUGCUUUUCAUUGGUGGGCUGCUGGUGGCUAUAGCUGUGGAACACUGGAACUUACACAAGCGUAUCGCCCUGAAGGUCCUGCUGAUAGUAGGAGUUCGACCUGCUCUGCUGAUGCUAGGCUUCAUGAGCGUAACAGCCUUUCUCUCCAUGUGGAUCAGUAACACAGCUACUACUGCUAUGAUGGUGCCCAUAGCUCAGGCUGUGCUGGAGCAGCUCAGCAACACGGAGGCGGAGAGGGAUGAGAGAGAGCUGAGGGAAGGCAGAGAUAACCAGGCCUUUGAGAUGGCUGAAGUCACCACCACCAAACUGCCCUUGGAUAAUUUCACCAAACAACAAAGUCAAGAUCCAGAGAGCGGAUACGAUUUAGCCUUAGAGCAGAGGAGGAAGGAUCGGGAGGCGAAGUAUCUCCUGCUGAAUAAAGGCAUGAGCCUGAGCGUGUGCUACUCCGCUAGCAUUGGUGGCACUGCUACCCUUACAGGCACCACACCAAACCUCAUCCUUAAAGGCCAGAUGGAUGAUAUCUUCCCAGAAAACGGUGAUGUGAUCAAUUUUGCCAGCUGGUUUGGCUUUGCCUUCCCCAACAUGGUGCUGAUGCUUGUCCUCUCCUGGCUGUGGCUGCAGUGCAUGUAUCUGGGCCUUAAUUUUAAGAAGUCAUUUGGCUGUGGCUUGAACACUGAAAUGGACAGAGAGGCUUAUAAAGUAAUGAAAGAAGAAUAUAAGAAGCUGGGCAACAUGAAAUUUGCUGAGGUCGGGAUUCUCACAAUCUUCGUGUUGUUGGUGGUGUUGUGGUUCAGCAGAGAACCAGGCUUCAUGCCAGGCUGGGCCAGCGAGCUAAACAGGAAUGGACAGUUCGUGACUGAUGGCACUGUUGCCAUUCUUAUGUCAACUCUGUUGUUCAUCAUCCCUUCUCAGCUGCCAUGCAUCUCCUCCUACAACGCUGAGGAUGAUCAAGAUGAUGCAGGAGAAAACAACACAAGGCAGACAGAGAGGAAGCUGAAGGCUCCAGAAGCUUUGCUGAACUGGAAGGUGGUUCAUGAGCGCAUGCCUUGGAACAUCGUCCUGCUGCUGGGGGGAGGAUUCGCCCUGGCUAGCGGCAGUGAGGUAUCUGGGUUGUCGAUCUGGUUGGGUGAGAGUCUGGCUCCCCUGAAGAGUAUCCCACCUUUCGCCAUCUCUCUCUUGCUCUGCCUGCUGGUGGGCACCUUCACUGAAUGCUCUAGCAACACAGCCACAACCACACUCUUCUUGCCCAUCCUCGCUUCCAUGGCCACAGCUAUUGAGCUCCAUCCACUGUACGUCAUGCUGCCCUGCACUAUCUGCGCUUCACUGGCCUUCAUGCUGCCUGUGGCCACUCCACCCAAUGCUAUUGCUUUCUCCUAUGGCACUCUCAAAGUGGUGGACAUGGCAAAGGCAGGCUUCGUAUUGAACAUUAUUGGCAUCCUGUGCAUCAAUUUGGGAAUCAACACAUGGGGGACAGCCAUGUUCCGGCUCGAUACCUUCCCUUCAUGGGCCAACGUCACGCAUGGAGCACCAUGAGCAAGCUUUCCAGCAGAACCUUCUGAUUGAGCACAGAAGCAAUGAGGCGGCAGAGGAAGGCAAAAAACAAGCAAAAUGCAUGUUGUCCAAAAGGGUAAAUUUACCAUGUAUCAGGUCUCCAGCACCACCUGCUCCUCUGGCCCAAGUGAAAAAACAUUCAUAGACCAGAAAUCCGAACCUUCUUUAUUCAUUCCUUUCCCCUGCCUUUUUAAACACCAAAGGACUUUACUUGUCUGAAGUGAUUAACUAGAGGGCCUCAAAAAGCAUAUAGAAUUUAACAUUCAGAUGAGUUGAACUGAACUGGUGAGUGCAGCUGAUUUUCUUGAGCAUGCUCAACAAGGCUGCAAGGCUGGUAGUUCAAAUGGUGAAGUUUGGGGUGUCACAGAUAUCAGAGGAUGCAUGCCAUGCUGUCCCAUUCCCUAAGAUGUUGGUACUGUAGUGUGAGAGGGAAAAUGUAAUAGGAAAUUCCUCAAAAAUGGGGAUACAAAGAAAAAAAAAAAAAAA
Pygocentrus nattereri (red-bellied piranha) is the source of this 2386-nucleotide messenger RNA. It is a transcript of the gene slc13a2, whose product is annotated as solute carrier family 13 member 2. Bases 59 to 1882 code for a protein of 607 amino acids. Gene Ontology annotation, biological process: monoatomic anion transmembrane transport. Lineage: Eukaryota; Metazoa; Chordata; Actinopteri; Characiformes; Serrasalmidae. Gene Ontology annotation, cellular component: membrane. The record is from RefSeq and is a predicted model, not a curated record. Gene Ontology annotation, molecular function: transmembrane transporter activity. The transcript is spliced from 12 exons.